This is a messenger RNA of Penicillium mononematosum, 321 nucleotides long. Its product is annotated as thioredoxin family protein. The transcript has 2 exons. The record is from RefSeq and is a predicted model, not a curated record. Bases 1 to 321 code for a protein of 106 amino acids. Gene Ontology annotation, molecular function: protein-disulfide reductase activity. NCBI's taxonomy places the organism in Eukaryota, Fungi, Ascomycota, Eurotiomycetes, Eurotiales, Aspergillaceae.
AUGCCUGUCAUUGAACUCACUAGCAAAGCCAACUUCCUAGAGAAGAUCCUUAGCUCAGAAGACCCCGUCCUCCUCGACUGCUACGCCGAUUGGUGCUCACACUGCAAAGCCAUCGCACCCAAGAUUGAAGAAUUGAGCAACGUCUACACCCAGGUUAAAUUCUACAAGGUGGAUGUCGAUAAGGUCGAGGAUGUCGGGCAGGAGCUAGGUGUACGGGCUAAGCCUACAUUCAUGCUAUUCAAGGGCGGGGACAAGAUCACUGAGGUUGUUGGGGCUCACUUGUCUUCCAUUGAGGAGGGGAUCAAGACUCAUCUUAUUUGA